GAAAUUGCAUUGUGGGAAAGUGAGUCCUCUGGUCGCCAUUACGUAUACUUGCAUCAGAUGCUUAAAUCAUGCCUGGAUUUACUUGCUGUGUGCCUUACUGUUACAACAACAAUAAGAGAGAUAGACAUUUGAGAUUUUACAGGCUCCCAGCGGACACGGAGGAACGGAAAAUAUGGGUCGAUAACAUUGGUAGAGCUGGGAAGAAAGGGAAGUUCAGUAGGUUUGAGCCAACAAUAGGGCACCGCGUUUGCUCUGAACACUUCGAAGGAGGGAAGAAAACGUACACUAUCAGAAGACCGACGGUAUUUAGGUACAAAACAGAAAAGGUCACUCAGUCUAGGAGAACUUUGAUUAAACAAACGCUACAUGUCACUGAGUCUGUAAUGUCGGAAAAUGCAAAAACAGACGUCGGACAUCACGACGACCAUUCCUACAGCAGCCCACAUUCAGACAUGGAGGACCUUCUGAAAUCAGUGAAAGAAAAAAGUGGGAUUAUUCUUGAAAUGGAGGACAAAUUAUGUGAUAUACAAAAAGAACUUUCAGAGACAACACAGCAUCUUAAGCAAUGUCAGACCGACUUAGAACAGACAAAGAAGAAGGCAGAGGAAAAUGAUGUGUGGGAAGAACGUUAUAAAGAUCUCCAGAAAAAACUUGAAGAAGAGAAAAAGAAAGAAAACACUUUCAGCAUGGAGUCUUUGAAAGAGAAACCAGAAGCUAUUAAGUUUUACACAGGGUUUUCUUCCUAUGCAGAAUUCAAGAACUUUCAUGACUUUCUGUCUCCAGAUAUAUCUGAUAUGUACUGCUGGGAUUCAAAUUACCAUGACAAAGACACACCAAGAGGAAAAUACACCUGUUCUUUAGAUUCAGAAGAUGAACUACUUCUUGUCUUGACCAGGCUGAGAGUUGGAUUACUAGAAGAAGACCUCGCUUUCAGGAUGGGAGUAGGUGUAGCUACAGUUUCAAGGAUUUGCAGGACAUAUUUUGAGCUGAUGCAUUUUCGCUUCCGGCAGUUGCCCAUCUGGCCAUCUAAGGAAAUUGUAGAAGCCACUAUGCCACAGUGCUUCAAAGAAGAGUAUCCAUCUACCAGGGUCAUUUUGGACUGCACAGAACUUUUUAUUGAAAGCCCGUCAGGAUAUAUUGCACAGUCAGAGACGUAUUCUACCUACAAAAGUCACAAUACUGUCAAAGGACUUGUGGGAAUAGCACCAAAUGGAUUUAUCAGUUAUGUGUCAGAUUUGGCUCCUUGGCACAUGUCAGACAAAGAAAUGACAGAACUUAGUGGACUUGUGGAUCUGAUGGAUGAGGGGGAUUCUGUCAUGGCCGACCAAGGAUUCCUAAUUGAUGAAUAUCUCGCGAAGAGGAAGGUAAAAUUGAAUAUCCCUCCAUUUAUUGGUUCUCAGGGACAACUUAGUCCAGCCGAAGAGGAAGAAACAAGAAGAAUUGCCAGGCUCAGAAUUCAUGUGGAACGUGUUAUCGGGAAAAUUAAAAACUAUCGUUUAUUGAAUUAUGUAUUUCCAAACUCAAUGGCUAGUGAUUUGAACAAGAUAUGGGUCAUAUGUUGUUAUUUAGUGAACCUAUGCACAGAACCAUUAUUGUCUGAAUGACUGGUAAAAUUAUCAUGUGCAGACUGAAAACAGUCCAGACUGUUCUGAUUAACUAGGAUGUCUGAAACUCGAGAAACAAGAAUGUUAAUAUCUUUUAAAAUUUAUUUGGAAAGUAAAAAUGUUCCAUCACAGAUGCCUUUCAUCACAGUAACAAAACUUUUUUGUAAGGAAAUAUUUUUUGGAAUGUAAACUUAAGAAGCACCAUCACAAUGUCUAGGGAGACUUGAUUUUACUGAUACAGCACCAAGCUACAAUAAAAGGUACAUCACAUAUUCUGUAAACUACACAUUAUGUGACAUAAAUAUGGUAAAAACACCAAAUGGAUAAAUCUCAUCCGACCAUGUACAUGUAUGUACGUAGUAAGUAAUACAAUGUGUUGAAUGCUAAAAUGGAGAAUAUAUCUCGUCCAAAUAUGUACCUGUAUAUAAUAAGUAAUACAAUGUGUUGAAUAAUAAAAUCUCUCAAAUAUCA
Lingula anatina is the source of this 2075-nucleotide messenger RNA. RefSeq lists its product as uncharacterized. The record is from RefSeq and is a predicted model, not a curated record. Lineage: Eukaryota; Metazoa; Brachiopoda; Lingulata; Lingulida; Lingulidae.